UCUCAGCAAAGAGACGUUGCAAACUUUUUGUAACUAUAAAAUUACAUCCUGCGUUUAAAAUUUAAUCAAUGCUAGCUCUCCUAUUGAAUGCUACACAAAACCCAGUAGGCCAGAGUAGUAUAAACGUUGCCCACCAUUGUUAGGAAAGAGAAAAACAAGCACAUUGAGAUUUUGGAGAAUCCUUCUUACAUCCUAUCAUUGUUGAAGAUUCACCUGCCAGUGGCAAAACAUUCAGAAGUGGACCUGUAAUUAUAAAUGUUAAAACGUGUUUCAAGUCGGUAGAUAGCAAGAAUGGGUGGUGAAAAGCACGGAUCAAAGAGUGGGCGUUAUGUUGGUGGCUUCUUACAGCUGUUUGACUGGAAUGCAAAGUCUAGGAAGAAGCUAUUUUCGAGCAAAUCUGACUUUUCAGAAGAAUCAAAGCAAGGGAGGAGAUGCGAGGAGAGUUUUGCUAGGACAAGAACACUUGUGGACGAAGAUGAUGAAUUCGGAGCAUUUGGUGCAGCAUUGAAUGUGAGAGGAGGUAGUGAUUAUAGUUGUGCAUCAUCUGUCACUGAUGAAGAUGGAUAUGGAACAAAGGCUCCCGGGGUUGUGGCCAGGCUCAUGGGAUUGGAUUCAUUACCGACAUCAAAUGCAAUGGAGCCAUACUCUACCCCCUUUUUUGAUUCCGUCUCUCUCGGAGAGGCUCCAUUUAGAGAACUAAAUCUUGAUUUAUAUCACGAUCCUCAAAUCAUGCACCCAAGCAACCUAUAUUACAGAAUGGAGGCUACCAUUAGGAAUAGUGAUAUGGAAAGUAGAUCUCUAAAAUUGCCUGGUCGAGGAAUUCAGAAGUUUCAAACAGAAAUUUUGCCUCCAAAAUCAGCUAAAACCAUCCCUAUUACCCAUCACAAGCUUUUAUCGCCAAUUAAGAGCCCGACUUUUGUCCCAUCUCAAGAUGCAGCUCAUAUUAUGGAAGCUGCUGCAAAAAUAAUUGAGCCUGGCCCAUCAGCACCUCCACGAGCUAAAAUAUCAUCUGCUGGACCCUCCGUCCCGUUUAAAGUUCGAGAAAUAAGAGAGAAACUGGAAGCCGCGCAGAGACCUAACAAGACUUACGAACCAUCAGAAAGGCCUGUUGAUUCUAAUGCUGCCAAGUAUCUAAAAGGGCAGCCGAUGAACAAGAGUUUGAAUGGAUCAGUUGAGACAGCAUCAUCGUUUAGGACAUCUCCAAGAAGGGAGUAUAGUUCUGCUGUAGUAGAUAAAGGAAAAUCAAUAUCACUUGCCAUCCAAGCUAAGGUCAAUGUCCAGAAAAGGGGAGGUUUGACUUCAAGUAGUAGAUGUACAGGAGAGUCGGAAGCACAGGAUGAUAAUAAGUCGAAAGCAAAUGGUUUGAAGUUCUCAAACAGGAAAUCUCCGAACCAAAGCACAAGUUCUGUGUUAAGGCAAAAUAACCAAAAACAGAACUGCCCUCCACUUAAGGAGAGAACAGCUCCUAAGGCUUCAGCAAUUACUACAGCAACAGGUAAAAAGGCUGUUUCCGAGAACACUUUUCAUGAUCGAAAAAAAGUUUCAACUAGAGAAAAUGGGAAUUCGAGAACAAGUUCAAGGAGAUCUAGCUUGCUAGCGAGGGAUAAUGAUAAUGGGGCUCCUUAUGCCGGAGGGAGACACAAUCCUAGAAAGAAAAGAUCAAUUGGUGGAAAUCUGAACUCCAACAAGAAUCAGGUCACUGAAAACAUGAUGAUAGCUAGCAAACAUGAAAAACAAAGCCAAUCUUGUGUAGUGGCGGAUAAGAAAUAUAAUUGGAUAGAAGAAAGCCGAAGGAAAGGAACAGAUGUCGUUUCCUUUACUUUCACUGCUCCUAUUACCCGGUCUCAGCAUGGUUUGGAAACUCCUAGACAAUUUGCAGAAAAAGGCAAUAAGGUUUUCUCUGAUGAUGGAAGCAAAAUGUUGUCUAACUCGGAUUUGAAAAGUUUAUCUUCUCCGGGAUUUAGUGAAAUAACAGGUGAUGCUUUGAGUAAAUUGCUGGAGCAACUAACCUCUAACUUAUCGAAUUCCCAUUCAAGCCUUGUCGAAUCGGGUAUUUCUAAAGAACCAGCUCAGGAAACUGUUGUGCCUGGUAGUGUUGAGAGCAUCACAGGAAAGACUGAUGAAAAAUCGUCUCAACAAGACCCAGUAGGGACUGAUGUAAAUACCGAUAUAUACUCAGGAUUAAUAGCCAAUCAAGCUGAACAAUUCAAAAGGAAAUUCACAUUUCAGGCGGGUGAAGCAAUGGAAGAAGAAUACGACUGCGACAAGGCUGAAGCUAUAAAAUGGAAUGAUUGUCAUUUUCCAAGUCCAAUUUCCACUCUAGAACCUUCCGUCUUGACAGAAAGUUGCUUCUCUACAGAAAGUAUGCUAAGUAGCAUCACUGAAGAGAGCAAACAAUGUUCAUCAGUUCUGGCUCAAGAAGAGAUCGAGUUGAGUUCUUCACAGAAGUUACACACUGCGGAAACUGAUACUGACGCAUUAGAUUCAGCUUCAUCUGUAUCAUCUCAAAUUACUGUCGAAAGACAAUCCACGAAAUCGACUGCGUGGGAAUUAGGAUAUGUGAAAGAUAUACUCUGCAAUGUGGAGUUGAUGUUUAAAGAUUACGUGGGUGGUCGAACACGAGAGAUAGUAAACCCCCACCUAUUUGAUCAGAUGGAAAGACGCAUAGGUGGGAAAAAAGAUGAGUCUAAACUCGAAAGGAAAAUGUUGUUUGAUUGUGUUGGAGAGUGUUUAGAUUUGAAAUGCCAGCGAUUCGUAGGAGGAGGGUUUGAAAUGUGGAUGAAAGGCAUUGCAACCUUGAAGAGAAAGGAUAGAUUGGCAGAGGAAGUUUAUAAGGAGAUCCAGGUAUGGAGAAACUUGGGAAAUAGUAUGGUGGAUGAGCUAGUAGAUAAGGAUAUGAGCAGUAAAUAUGGGAGAUGGCUAGACUUUGAAGUGGAUGAAUUUGCACUCGGAGUAGAUAUUCAAGAGCAGAUUUUAAAUUCUUUGAUUGGGGAAAUUGUUUCUGAUGUCUUGUCUUGUAAACAAUAAUUAUGAUUUUGUCCUGUAAAAUGUAAUUCACAUUUGUAUCUUUUCCUAUAAGUUCAUUGAUUAAUGAUGUUUUGCAAACAGAAUCGAAUCUUGUCUCAUUUAGAGCAUGUAUUAAUUUUUUUAUGGGGAACUUAGAUUCGGUUCUUCCUGCCCCUUCCCCAAUCCAACUUGACCGCUCGAUGAUCUGGUGGCUAGGGUCCACAUUUGUAUCUUUUCCUAUAAGCAAGUUCAUUGAUUAAUGAUGUUUUGCAAACAGAAUCAGAUCUUGUCUCAUUUAGAGCAUG
Molecule: messenger RNA, 3311 nt
Organism: Amaranthus tricolor (Joseph's coat)
Lineage: Eukaryota; Viridiplantae; Streptophyta; Magnoliopsida; Caryophyllales; Amaranthaceae
Exons: 6
Coding region: 292-3027 (911 amino acids)
Source: RefSeq, a predicted model, not a curated record